AUGGGCCGUGAAGCCAGCAUGGAGAUCGAGCGGCGCGGAGCUUCAUUCGAGGGCCUGGCGCCCCUCAAGUCCGCGCUCGUCACAUUGAAGGCCUACCACAAAGGCAGCCACCAUGACGCAUCCUCCCAGGCAUACAAGGCUCUGUAUAAACAACAGUACCUCCUCAUCCUGACUGCUGGCAGCUUCCGGCUCUACAGCACGCGGGAGGUGGAGGAGGGCGCGGUGACGCCACCAACUCCGGAUGAUAAUUCCGAUCUCGGGCAGGAGCUGGAGACCCUGAGGUCGACGCUCCUCCCCUCCGCCGGCAAGGGUGAGCUCAGAGCGACGUCCGUGACAUCCUCCCCGCAGCGUCCGUGCCCCCCCGCCUCCCCGCCCUCCGACCAGAUGCUGUGCGUGAGCAUCGCACUGUCCAGCCUGCUGCAGGCGGAGGUGCAGCCCGGCGGCCUGCUCACCCUCAGCUUCGAGCCGGACGAGGCGCGCACGCUGGCGCAGGCCGCGCGGGAGGCCGCUGCGCGGCUGGCCUGUGCGCUGGCCUGGCUGGACCGGGGCCUGCCGCUGCCCAGCGAGCGCGCCACAGUGGCCCUGGUGGCGGCGGUUGACCCCGGCGGCGGCACGCAGCGCGUCGUGGCCACCGCGCCAGCCUGGGGCGCAGCGCUGGCGGUGCCGGAAAGCGUGGCGCGUGCCGCGCGCACGGCGCGCGGCGCGCGCGGCUUCGCGCCGGCAGCAGGCCCGCUGCUCCGGGUCUGGGUCAGCACGGGGCUAGGCGUCGUGACCCUGGACCUGAGCCCCCACCGCCUGGCCCAGGCCUGGGACCAGGAGGGGGCGGGGGAGCCGGGGACCAAGCACGCGGCCCUGGUGGUCAGCCAGCGCCUGCCCAAGGAGCUGCAGCGGGGGACGGAGGGGGGGAGCCACCUCGCUGCGCGCCUGGAGUGCACGGUGGGGGUUCAGGGGCCCCUGGAGGCGCUCGCUGAGGAGGUGGAAUGUGAGGAGGAGGACGCGUGCAUCAGGGCGGUGUUCGUCGGCCAGCCCGUGGUCGCACCGCAGCCGCCGCGCACGCCCCAGCCCGGCCCCAUUCAGCGCAGCAUCACCUGGGCCGACCAGGUGGCGCCGCCGACGGGCCCGGGGCGGAAGGCGUCGCGCGUGCCGGGCAGCAUGGUCGCGCCGACUGAUGCAGCCCUGCCGCCAAGCAGCCCAACAGGGCGCGACUGGCGUGCCGAGCUCUCCAGGCCCGCAGCCGCCGCGCUGGCGGCGGCUGCCAGCCUCAUGGCCGCCAGUCUUUAUGCGCAGGCCCCGCUCGGGAACCUGCCCCGCUGGGUGACGACGGUGGCUCUGCCCUUCUGCGUGCUGGCAUGUGGGCUGGGGAGAAGGCUGGGGCCUGGCUCGGAGCGUGGGCCCUGGUGGCAGAGCAUCGAGAUCGUGGAGGAGAGGACGCUGAUGCCCUCCCUGUCCGUCAGCCGGACACUGUCCUGGAGCGGACUUGCCCCCGCCAGCACCGUGCACGCCGCGCUGCCGCCGGGGCUGCUGGCGCUGACGCGCGCGCACCCGGGGGUGCUGACGCCGGACGUGGCGGCGCGCUUCCUGGCGGGGCUGGAGACGGAGGCGCGCGCCGCCGCCGCCAUGCGCGGCAUGGUGGACUUUGUGACCAGCAGGGGCAUGCUGGACGUGGCCUUUCGGCCGCAGCCGGCCUUCGCCGCCGUCAAGCGCCACUACACGCACGGCUUGCUGGGCCGGGCGCGGGACGGGUCGGUGGUGGAGCUAGAGUGCCUGUCCCAGCUGCCCGCCGCCUACCCACGCCUGGCGCGGGAGGGGGUGGGCCAGGACGAACUCCUCGCCCACCUCAUGUUCACCUACGAGUACGUGUUCAAGGUGCUGGACACGGCGCCGCUGCCGGGGGGAAAGACCUACAAGAUCGUGGACCUGGGGGCGCUGAGCAUGGGAGACCUGCGCUCCGAGGGAUUCAAGUUCAUCAGCAAGGCGGGUGCCCUCCUGGCUGUCAACUUUCCUCAGCGAUUGCACCGUGCCUUCCUCGUCAACGCACCCUCCUGGUGGUCUCUGGCCUGGAAACUGGUCAGCCCCUUGAUCACCAAGAAAGUCCGGGAGCGCAUGGUCGUCUUCGGCAGAGGGCAAGAGUACAUCCUCUGA
This is a messenger RNA of Auxenochlorella protothecoides, 2142 nucleotides long. RefSeq lists its product as hypothetical. The transcript is spliced from 10 exons. Lineage: Eukaryota; Viridiplantae; Chlorophyta; Trebouxiophyceae; Chlorellales; Chlorellaceae. The record is from RefSeq and is a predicted model, not a curated record. Bases 1 to 2142 code for a protein of 713 amino acids.